This is a messenger RNA of Adineta ricciae, 396 nucleotides long. Lineage: Eukaryota; Metazoa; Rotifera; Eurotatoria; Adinetida; Adinetidae. The record is from the annotation of a GenBank genome assembly.
AUGUCAACUAUCAUCUCAUCACCAGUUGUUCAUUCCAAAACACGCAUGCGACCUUCGACACCUAUUCGUCGUCGUUGUCUAGCACCACUUCAAUGCAAUUCAACGCGCACCAUUAACAUUCAACACGUCCUGCACAAUCUUAUUGAUUCUCUCCGAGAUUCAACAGAUUCUUCAACACAAUUAUUAAUACGGCUAUACUAUCACAAAUCAUCUCGACUCAACGAUCAACCAGACAAACUGCUUCUGUUUCAACAAGAAAUCUACUGUAGUCUGCGUCGACUUCAUCCAUCAUUGAUCAAUCCUUCUUUGUUUGAUCAAGAAAAUCAAUUGACAAAGACACCGCAACCGAUCGUAACGAGUCGAUCAGGACAAGCCACUAUUCGAAAACUGCAUUAA